AUGCAAACACAGGGUGAUUCUGUAUUUUCUGGGAUCCUACAAAUCUUUGUUCAUCAUGCAAGGAAUAUUCACAACAUAUGCAUCUACGACAAUCAAGAUGUUUAUGCAAAAAAUUUUCUUAUCUACAACCCUGAUGAGACCCUCUCAACCAGGAUCAUCAAUGGUGGUGGCAAAAACACAGAAGUCAUUGAGAAUUUGAUUAUGACGGUUUCCCAAUCUGAUGCUGUUCUUAAAUGUGAGAUUGGAAUGCUGAGCAGGGCUAAGAAUUUCUUGGAGGAUCAGCUUUUGGGAGUUGCUUUGGUCCCAAUUUCUCCAGAUGUUGGGAAAGGAAAGAUGAUCCAAGAUUUUUUGAUAAGGCGAUAG
Ilex paraguariensis (yerba mate) is the source of this 363-nucleotide messenger RNA. The record is from the annotation of a GenBank genome assembly. Lineage: Eukaryota; Viridiplantae; Streptophyta; Magnoliopsida; Aquifoliales; Aquifoliaceae.